Purpureocillium lilacinum is the source of this 462-nucleotide messenger RNA. The record is from RefSeq and is a predicted model, not a curated record. NCBI's taxonomy places the organism in Eukaryota, Fungi, Ascomycota, Sordariomycetes, Hypocreales, Ophiocordycipitaceae.
AUGAAGUGUUGGCCAACUCGUCGUGGCCAACUCUCGUCUCUGGGAGAACCUAGGACGAGCCGCGACUUCAACCGCCUGCUUGCCGGUCUCGAAAAUGCAUGCACUGCGAGGAACACCACCGCGCCUCGACUGGCCACACAACACUCAGGCAGUCUUCAACGAGCCGGCGCCAGCUCAUCGCCUUCGGAUCAACACCCGGUCUUAGGCAUAUGGAGCUGGUGCCUCGAGUCCCAUGCUCACAUUUAUUCGAAAACAACAAGCUUCUUAUGCAGCGUCUGGGCGCUAGCAGAUGAGGUACGGCUUGUUGGUGACGAAUACUGCGCGCCGCGUGAGGCAGCACUGCACCUAGGCUCUUGGGCGCAAGCGUGUCACACAAAUAGGAUUCGGGGGUUUUCAUUGGAAUACAUUGCAGCUGAAACAUUUGAUCAUGUGGACAUUCGUUGGCAUUGGCUAUGCCGGUGA